AUGGACGACRAUGAAUCCUGGGCGCAUACCUUUGUCGCCGAGUAUGCAAGCGGCAGACCCAACAUUCCAGUAGCACAGCGGACGGCAACCUGCUGCUGUGGUAACGCAUCGUGCGCCUAUCUGCAACACACUACGAGCGUAUUGGAGGGCUUGGAGCGGGAUGUGUGCACUGCCGCGACUCUAGGAAAGGCGCUGCUGGUCCGCCACGAGGCGUACAUUGCGGACUCGGAGAAGGAACGGAAGGAGAUGACCGUGUACAUAGAGACACUGGAGUCAGAGAAAAGAGAGCUGGAGCAGCAGAAUGCGUCCGCGAUUCAAGAGAACCGUGGUCUUCUGGAUCAGCUCGAAACCCUGAACAGCGCCGUGGCCGAGUCAGACACCCAAGUCACCAACCUGCAGGCCACUCUCCGCUCCACCCAACAGGAGCUGCACAAGCUGGCCAGUCUGGCAGCACGCACAGAGCAUCUGGAGCAGCAACUGGCAGACUUCGAGCGUGAACAAGCAUCGUGGCAAGCGACGAUCGUUGAGAAGGAAGGUGCGGAGAAAUCUGCUCUGCGUCGUUGGCAGCAGGCCGAGCGGACGCUCUCCAGUCUUCAGGAACAGAUCGAACGUAUUGAGCGUGAGGCCAAGGAGGAGAAGGAGCGACAUGUGGAAGUACUUGGACGUAUGGAGCGGCGUCAUGCUGUCGAGAGAGAACUGGAUUCUGCGGCUGGGAGGCUGAAGGGAGCGGCGGGUGUAAAAAAGGUGUCUCACGAACCCGGCCAGGUCAACGUUGUUUCGCACUUUGUGAAGGACAUCUUGCAAGACAAUGCGAAUCUGCAGAUGGGGAUCGUCGAGCUGCGAGAUAUGUUACAUACCUCAAACGAGGAAGUAGAGCAUCUCCGCACUCAACUCUCGGUUCACCAGCCAAUCGAGGCGGACUCUACAGAUGUCCCAGAAGCCACUCCCACCGCUCGGCGACCGCAUCUCAAGGAAGAGAUGCGUAGGGCAACAUCUCAGGAGCUUCACGUCCAUCACCAUUACCACUCUCCUUCCACUCCAAAAUCUGGUGGCACCCUGAGGCGUCCGAAAAAGAAGCGCUAUGGCUCUCUCACAUCCGGGCAGUUCACGCCUUCGUCGGGCACGAGUACACCACGCUCCUACUUUUCUCCCGGAACGCCUUCAAGCACGGCAGCCAUACUCUCUCAUACGGCCGCAAGCUUACCAGACAUUACUCCCUCAAAUCAACGCUGGUCUGUACAGUCAGGCCAAUCAUACCGGUCCAUGCAGAUGUCAUCGGGCCCUAGCUCACCACACUCCACCAACCGGUCGUCGUCCAUGUUCGAUCGUGUGUUCAGUGAUGCUGGCCAAGAUUCAUCGCGUCCCACAACACCAGACACGGAAGACCCUGACUCGCCAUCCCUAGAUCCUUCAGUUUCGAAAAGAUCUUCAACAAGCUCAUUCCUUGCGCCACGCGCAUCCUCGUCCCAUCCAAACCGCCCUUCGCUUGGUUCGAUCCUCGACAUCAGCACCGAGGAUUUGCGAGCCAUCGAACAACAGCAGAUCUCCGCUGUGGCAAUUCCCGAAGAGGAUGAGCUCGCCUGGGAGGACGCUAGCACACCAUCUCGCGGUCACGAUUCGAACACUACCUCUCCGCUUGCGGACGAGCUGGCAAACGCUUUCGAGCACCGCAAGCUACGGCGCGCCACUUCCCAUGAGUCAAUUGUUUCAUUCUCUGGCAUGGACAUUCAUACUUUGCGGUCUCGACCGUCACAACUCUUGACGCCAUACGGCGCACGCUCUUUUACUCCUCAGGCUGUGCUCAGCGAUGCUACCGCGCACGCAUCGCGGCCAGCGGUGCUGUCACGGUCUCUGAACAGUGGGCACAGUCUUCUUAGCGACAUGGCACCUCCAGCUCAAAGAUUACCAAGCGGAAAGCAGGGCAUCGGGGGCAAAGUUGGUGGCUGGGUGUUUGGGCGAUGGGGAGCUUCUCCGACCCCAACGGUCAGCGGGGCCGUUGCGACUGUACCACCGAAGCUCAAUCGUACCGCCAGUGUGGCCUCGGGAAGCACGGGUAAGUCUGAAGACCUACACGCCACGCCAAAAAAGCCGAAGCAUCGGCCGCCUGGAAUCAACCAAAUGGGGCCAAUAUGUGGAUUCCCUCCCGAGAUCAGGAUUCAGCAUCCACCUAUAAUGAGUGGUCUAGAUGCAGACGCUCUCAAGAAUGUGCUGAGUGAAUGA
Ramularia collo-cygni is the source of this 2220-nucleotide messenger RNA. RefSeq lists its product as uncharacterized. The transcript has 2 exons. The coding region runs from base 1 to 2220 and encodes 739 amino acids. The record is from RefSeq and is a predicted model, not a curated record. NCBI's taxonomy places the organism in Eukaryota, Fungi, Ascomycota, Dothideomycetes, Mycosphaerellales, Mycosphaerellaceae.